Microplitis mediator is the source of this 866-nucleotide messenger RNA. Its product is annotated as deoxyuridine 5'-triphosphate nucleotidohydrolase. Bases 109 to 552 code for a protein of 147 amino acids. The transcript is spliced from 3 exons. The record is from RefSeq and is a predicted model, not a curated record. Gene Ontology annotation, biological process: dUMP biosynthetic process; dUTP catabolic process. NCBI's taxonomy places the organism in Eukaryota, Metazoa, Arthropoda, Insecta, Hymenoptera, Braconidae. Gene Ontology annotation, molecular function: magnesium ion binding; dUTP diphosphatase activity.
CUGUUCAAUAUGAAAUCCCGCCAAUUUCAUGCUUUUGUUUACACUCAACUCAACUGACGCGUUGUUAAAAGUUUUUAAAAACUAUAAUUAACUCAAUUGUAUUAAAAAAUGUCGUCAAAUAAAAAUUGCACAUUAAAAUUUGCGAAACUUACUGAUAAAGCAUUUGCUCCAUUAAAAGGAUCAGCUUUAGCUGCUGGAUAUGAUCUACGAAGUGCAUAUGAUUAUGUAAUCCCGGCUCAAGGAAAAGAAUUAGUAAAGACCGACAUUCAGAUUGAAGUACCUGAAGGAACUUAUGGUAGAGUAGCACCAAGAUCAGGACUUGCUUGGAAACAUCACCUCAAUGUUGGUGCUGGAGUUAUUGAUGCGGAUUACAGAGGUAACGUCGGCGUCGUACUUUUUAAUCAUGGUGAUGAAGAUUUCAAAGUUGCUGCCGGUGAUAGAGUGGCUCAAUUAAUUUGUGAAAAAAUAGAGUAUCCGGAACUUGAAGAGCUUUCAUCAUUAGAUGAAACUAAAAGAGGAGAAGGUGGAUUUGGUUCUACCGGUUUAAAAUAACAAAAUGAAAACAUUUAAUUUCAUGCAUUAUUUUUUUUUUUACAUUUUUUCUUUUGUUAAGUUAUUAUUUUUUAUGCACCUCUAAUUCAUUUGUCACGAAAAAAAUAACUAUAAAUGGAAAAAAAUCAUUUGCCUGAUGGAUAUAUGUGAUUUCAUAGAUCUUUGAAAUACUUUUUUACUUUUAUACAAAAAAAAAAAUACUCGAAUUGUUACAGCAGGCAAACAUAUAACCUAUACUUAUAUUUAAGAAUUCAACUCUUAAAAGUAAAAUAUAAAACAAUAAAAACUUAAAUAGUUAACAUAAAGCUAAACAG